Vombatus ursinus (common wombat) is the source of this 1032-nucleotide messenger RNA. RefSeq names its product homeobox protein Hox-C12-like. Bases 18 to 383 code for a protein of 121 amino acids. The record is from RefSeq and is a predicted model, not a curated record. NCBI's taxonomy places the organism in Eukaryota, Metazoa, Chordata, Mammalia, Diprotodontia, Vombatidae. The transcript is spliced from 2 exons.
CUUCUGGCCGGGGGCGGAUGGCUGGCUCUCCGGGGAUGGAAUCGCGAGCAGGCAGCAUCCGCUGGCAAUUUUCUCCUCUAGGCUCCCGCUGGAAGGAAGGUCCUGCGCCCAGAGACCGGCAGCCCUCCCUCUCGCCUUCUCUGUCCUGGGCUCCUCUCGCAACCCCCGGGCCCAGGGGCCGGCUCGGGCUGGGCGAUCACCGAGCCAGGGGAGGAGGCGCCGGCGGCGGCGGGGGAGCCGAGGAGCGGCCGCCUCGCCGGGGUCCCAUGUGCCCGGGGCUCCGAGGGGGUGCCGGAGCCCGUCCGUCCCGCACAGCAGCGUCCGCUUCUCCCUCCCCGGCUCAGGCCGCUACUGAUCUAUCUCCGGGCGGUGGAUUCUUGUAGCCCUUCCAAGACGCCUGGGGAUCCCUCCUCCUCUUCCUUUUCUCGCCCCCACCCCCACCCCUUUUCGCGCCCGGCAACUUGGGAACCGUUCGCAAAGUUGGUGCUCCGAGAUGGGCUCUGCAGGAGCCGAGGCGUCCGCGGCACAGAAAGGAGGAGAGCAGAGAAGGGAAGGACUUUCCCAGACCCGUGGCCCCUCCGCCCAACGCCUGCCCUCACCCUACUCCCGCGCCCUGCGCCCUAGCUCCCACCCCCACCCCCGCCUCCGGGGAGCAAAGAACGAACAAGGACCCCUGUGUGCGCCUUUGUUCCCUGCGCGCCUCCCUGGCCGGCCUGCCCUGCACCCCCCUCUUUGGGCUGCCUCUCUGAAGCCUCUCCCUGUUCCUCCCCGCCCCUCAACUGCACAUCCUGCUCCUUCGAUGGGUACUGGGGAUCCUUACGACCAAGGAAAAAGCCUCUUUUCCAUUGACUGCCAGGCAGCAGCGAGAGAGGAUCUUCUCCCUUCAGACCAAGUCUGAGUGGCAAGGGUGACCUGGCAGCUGAGCCUCACCGCAAUGUUGCCCAGGAAUGACAUCAGAAAAGAAGCAAAGGGUAUGGGUUUCUAUGGUAACCAGAAUGCCCUGGGCUGCUUAAAAAAAAAUAAUAAAAUAAA